UUUUUAAAUAAUUUUUGUAAUCAGAUGCAGUGGCACCUGCCCCCCAGUGUUUCAAUGCGUAGGCCCAGCCAACAGAAAUGCAUUCAUAGUGUCAAAUCAAGUCACCUAACUGGGCUGUUGUUCCCAUAUAGUUCUAGUGAGUUUCAGGUAUUCCUACCGUACCGACCGGUCCGUGGCUCCUCGGCUGCGCCACAGGUGCGCCAGGUAAUCUAGACUAGGCAUUCAUUGGCGAAUGAACUCCACCCACUGGGAAAGUAGCCAGAUUACCUUUGCGCUUUUCCAAAGUGCCCACCAGAAAUUGUUUACUGGCGAUAACUAUGUGGAUCUCUAUGGACUUGGACGAUAAUUUCAGCACGUAGACCGAGUUGUUUCGCCGUGCUCGCUCUCAAAUACCAGUGGGGAUGGUUCUUUCGCAAAUGUAGGCUACUGAAAACAUCUCCAAACUUCCGUCUAAAAGGAGCAUGAUCGAACGAUGGGGAACAAAUAUGUUAUUCAUUUGCUGGCCUUCAUACUCGUUCAGUGCUCUGUAGAAGAGGUGUCUAGUGCUAUCCAUGGAGAGCGAGGAAGUAGUAUCACACUUGAUCCCCACGUUAGGGGGGAGUUGGACAAAAUCACCUGGACACACAAUGGCAACAACGUGGUGGAAUACGACCAGAGUCAGUUCCAUAUAUUUGAAGCCUUUAAAAAGCGGGUUGUUUUAAAUAUUCAAUCUGGACAGUUGACAAUAAGGAAGUUGAAACCCGAAGACAGUGGUGUUUAUGAGUCAACCGCAAUCACAAAUGGGAAGCCACUGUACUCUAAACACGAUGUUCAAGUAUUUGACUCUGUUCCCCAGCCCAUUGUGACUUGUAAGGAGGAGAGCGGUGAGUCUGAGCUGGCUACACUGGUGUGCAGUGUAGAUGCGGAUACUCCAGUAAGGUACAGGUGGAGGGGCCCUACAGUGUACGACCAGCAAGGCCCUGAGCUACAGCUGGACCGAGAAAAGGACGCAGACUCGGUUUUCAUCUGCCUUGUGAAGAAUGAAGUCAGCGAGAAACAGACCAGCUUCUCUCUACGAGACUGCGAGCCAGAGGGUACGUCAUCUGGAAUCAUUGUAGCAAUAGUCAUUGCUGCAAUAUGUCUUUUAUUGCUGGCAAUACUGAUUCCUCUGCUGAUCUGCAGACAGCAAAAGAAAAAACGUGCCAAGAAGACCCUGGUGCAUGGACACGUGCAUGUUGAGAAUGGAGAAAGAAGAAACCUGUUGUCAGCUGCAGAGGCCACGGAUGAGGACACAGAUGAAGGAGGACAGAGGGGAAAAUCAACGGGACUGGUUCGUGGUGGUCAUCGCAACCCCAAGAGACACUCUGGCCUCGGAGCUGCAGAAAAUGGCACUUCUUUCUCUUUACGAGCAACCCUUCCAAGCAAUGCUAAACUACGGCCAAGAGUUGGCGAUGAACAGAAAAAUGGUGAAGCUAAGGACACCAGCAGUCCAGGCCAACCAACAGCCAAUGGGCUUCAACAGGAUGAACGUGCUGAAAUGUCACAUCCUGUGCCUGUCGAGGUAAUCAUACCGGACCAGAAGGCGCCCGAGGACCAGUCGAACGCACAUGUGACAGAAUCUGUUCCAGCAGUCGUAACCAGUUUCCCACCAAAUUCAGAAGAUCCCGACAUGCAACGAGACACUGUAAAUGGCAGCACAGAUCCGAUUGUGAGUGAGGGGCUUACUUGUAGUAGUCCAGAGGAUGAAGUGGCCGACACAACUUCUUAUCAUCCCCACAGCGUCAUCGGCACGACUGAGGGAGGAGAGAGUAGGAACUCCUUGGAAGAUGGCGAGAAUGUGAGCGAAAGUGGCCUGAACACUGGUCUGACUCCAGAUCUUGCACCAGAAGAGGAAAAGGAUCAAAAUGAAAAAUUGCAAACAGAGGCAGGAAGCAGUCAGGAAGAUGUUGGGGUAAAAACCGAAGCGUUACCUGUUGGGGAAGAUAAUGGCACACAUGUUCAGCAGAACCAUGAUCUACCUGAGGAAAAAGACGACGUAAAAGAUGAGCAACUCCAUUCAGACAAAUCUGUAGAGGACUUGACUGAUGUCGAGCAGACAGUUCAGGAGGAUCCAAUAGAAGAGGCUGUGAAGGUUGAUAAAAGGAACGAAGAGUCUGACCAAGACGAAGACGAGAGAGCCACAGAGGCAAAGGCAACAGGAAAGGAGGAGGGAAGCGAUGAGGAAAUAGAGCAAGAGGAGAGGGAAAAGAAGGAGGAGGAGAACACCACAGCUAUUGAACAUCCUCCUCCCAGAGAAGAAGAAAAAGAUAUUCCCAUUUCAGGCGUACAGGAGGGUGGGAGGAGCACAGAAGAGCCCGAGAUUGAGGGAGAAGAGGAAUUGUCAGAGACAAAACGGCAUGAUGGAAAGGAAACGGAUAGUGGAACAGAGCAGGAGGGUGGUGUGGAAGAUGACACAAACCAAAGUGAGGAAGAUGAGAAGACACCUGGACAAGAGCAGAAUGACUUAAGACAGGAGGACACACUCAAACUCGAUGAGGAGGUGGAGCGUGCAAGUAGUAAGGUGGAGGAUCAACUUCUGCAGGAGGCUAAUGAGCAACCAAUCGGUGAUCACCAAGCAAGUGGGAUGAAUGAAAUGAAUGAUAAAGAAAGUGAGAUGAUGUCACAGAGUAAGGCACAAGAAGAAGAUGAUGAAGAUCUGAAACCACUGCACAAGGAGGAGGAAGACCACAGUAUACCUGCAGAAAUGUCUCCCUCUUUAGAGCGACAAGGCAGUCCUGAUAUCAAAAUAGAUCAGACAGUCAGUGCGACAGACACAGGAAGUGACAGUACAGAAAAUAAUAUUGAAAAGGAAGUGAAAAAUGAAGAUGAAACAGAGGAACAGAGUUUACUGGCAACACAGCCUGUUGGAUUAAUGGAAGAGGCCAGAACGUCACCUACGGACCAAAGGUGUGAUAAAGAUGACGAUGGUGAGGAAGAGGAAAAAACUGAAGAUCACGGGCGAGAUGAACAUACAACCACUAUCCACAGCAAAGAUUUUUCUGAGAAAUCAGAUGUGCCUGAGCUGAUAAAAGAGGAGGAGCAGAAAAAUACAACUGGAGGUGUAAUUUCCAAAGAUGAGGCUGUUGAACCUGAGAAAAGUGAUGAGGAAAUUGCUGCAGUGGCAACUAACACUGAACCACAAAGGGAAAGCUCCCAGGAGGAGCAAGAAAAGCAAACAUCUGAACUGGUCAAACCUGCAUCAGAUGAAGACGAAGACGGGAAACAGUUAAGCCUCCAGGCACAGGACAAAGAUCCCAAGGACCUAAACGAUGAGGAGAGCGAAAAGGAAGAGGAGCUUAAUGAUGCAAACAGGCCUGCAGGUCAUGAAGCUGGCGAAUCUGACAAAGCAGAUGAAGAUGAGACCGCAGUUUCUACACCAAAGAAUGAAAGCAGCCAAGAACAAGACACAAGUGAACCAGACGAACCUCUGUCCGAAGCAGAGCGAGGCACAGGCAGCAAACCACAGGUUGAUGAAGACCACAAACUGACAGAUGACACUGAAACAGAAAGCAGGCCAGCAGGCCAGGAAGAUGUAUCUGAGAAAAAGGACGACGGAACAAUAUCAGUUCUGGAACCACACCAUCCGCAGGCCAAAGCAGAGGAGUCUGAUGAACAUGACAAAAGCGAUGAGGAAAGUAUUUCAGUGACGGCCAACACUGAAUCACAAAGGGAAAGCAACCAGGAAGAGCAAGAGAGACAAACACCUGAUCUGGUCAAACCACCAUCUGAUGAAGAGCAAGACUGGGAACAAUUAAGCCUCCCACCAACACAGGACAAAGAUCACAAGGACCUGAACGAAGAUGAGGAGAGCGAAAAGGAAGAGCCAUCAGUCCAGCUGCAGGACGAAGCCCCUGAGGAGGUAAAAGAUGAAGAGCAAAAAGGCCAGACAGACAGUGACCAGGUACAGCCUCAACCACUGACGAAGGAGUUGGUAGAGAAGCUGAACGAUACAAAUACCGGCGGUGACCAUGACGUGGACAAAGACUUGCCACGAGAGAAGACUGAAGGAGAUGCUGAGAUGGAUGACGACAGGGAGGUAGUCAAGGAACCUGCACCGAACAACACAGAUCAAGUGCAGGGUGAGGCUGAUCCUUCAGUUCCUGACGUGAAGUUAACUGCCGCAGAUGGACAGGAACAUGAUGUGACAGAAGACCAAGUGACAGAAAAGCCAGGUAAUCUUCGUGACAGUGAAACGCCUGCUCCUGCACAGGACAAGGAGGCGGAGAAAAGGCAACAGGACGCACAGAAAGACGGACAACAGCAAGAUGAUGAAAACAAUUCUGAUGAUUCUGAUGAAAAUAAAAUGUUAACUGACCGAGAUGACGAGAUUAACCGAAGCCAAGAGCCUGACAAGACACCGGCGGCAGAGAAAAUAGAGGACAGGGGGCUGCAGCCACGACAGACUGAUGGAGACUCACUAAAUACCACAUCGCCAGGCCAACUGCAGACUGAGCAGAACCACGUCAAUACGCAAGAAAAAGGGAGUCUACCUGAAAAAGAACCACCCAAUGAAAUUCAAAAGAUAGAUCAGGCACAGGUACAGCAAGAACCGCCAAAUGGUUCCAGUAGUGCUAGUGACGUAGGAAAUGCUGAAGAGAUUGAGGAGCCAGAGCAGAAUGAAGAUAAACGUGCUUCUUCAUUAGAAAAGGAAGACCAAGGCAGAAAAAAUAUGGAAAGAAAGAGUGCGGAGAUGAAGGAAGAUAAUGCGGACCAAAGUGGGGUAGAAAAAGUUAAAGAAGCGAGUCAAGAUGGCAAAAAUCUAAACUGAUUCAAAUUUGAUGUUGAGAUUUAGAAGAUGAUUGCGCAAACAGGGUUUUUUUUCUUAAAUAUUUAAUGAAUUUAAUGAAGGAUGGUAGGUAGAUGUCAAGAAGCAUGUAACCUUCCAACUACUUUGUAAAUACUAACACUUACAUUUUAGAUUUUAUAGUAUGAAUGUGUUUAUAAAACAUUUAAUAGUUUCCCAUGUUUCUUGUGUUUCUUUGAACUUGAGUUUACAGUGUCUCAAAGAAAGACAGGGCUGGGGAACCUAUGUUAACGGCCCUCAACGCUGUUUUAUCCGGCCCUCGAUAUAAUUUUAAUGUUAUGCAGCUUCACAUGAAAUUACAUUUUGUAAAGGAAUCUUAGAAAAUGCAUUUGCAAUACAAUUGUUAUAUUCAGGGGACCUGGAGAAGGUGGGGGUCUGUUUUAAAGGUGACUGCUUUCAAAAUAGGCCCUCCCAAUGAAAAAGCUUCCCCACCCCUGCACUAAGAUAUUACACUUCACACACAAUCAGUAGGCCUCUACUUCCAGCAUGGGUUUAAGAGAAAUGCCAAGGUUUGUCCACCAGGGGGAGUACAUCAUCCAUCACAGUAAUCAUGACUGAAGCAACAGCUUACAUCCUGUGAAAUGUACGUUCACACCCCCACCCUGUGUGUGUGUGUGUUUGGUGGGGGACAUCAGUUCAAGAUUUAGGGUCAAGUAUUUAAGUGACAUCACACACAUUACAACCUAAAUGGCAAGACAAUGUGCACAACAUACUUUCGCUCAUUGAAAGUUUAAUGGAAUACCCGUAUAGAUAGAUGUAUCCAAAUUUCAGAGAAGCAUAUUUAAAAGCCAAUACAUCUAAAUGUACUUGGUGCAGACAGCACAUUACCCCUUUACUGUAGAAAAGAAUGUUAUUUAAAAAAAAAACAAAAAAAAAAACAACAAAUUGACGGGUUGAAAUUUGGAUUAAAAAAAUGUACUGUACAUGGUGGUACACAGACCUUUUCACAUCGAAUUAACCCACGCACUAUCAUGCAUUUUCUAGUCACUAUCAUAAAGUUCAAAUGGUGCAAGUACCAAUCAACACCCCUUUUAUUUUAGAACUUCAAUGUGCUGGAGAAAGACGAAGAAGAAUUCUACAGGAAUAACUAGCCCUGACCAAAGGCAGAUGAAAGCGUUCACUUAAACGCUUUUAAAUUUAGUUUUAUCACUGCCAAGGCAGUUUUUAUUUUGUCAGGAGGCUGGUUCCAGCAUUUGGCAGAAUAAUGGCUAAAUGUCAUUUCACCAUUUAAUUUCUACCCUACGCAUAACCAGCAGAGGAGACCUUUUAGGAUAUUACUGUAGCAUAUCUGCAAUAUAUUUAGGUCAUACAACAUUGAGUAAAUUUCAAUCAGAAGAAUUUUAAACUUAAUUCUGAACCUCACUAGACACAACUGCAAUUACCCAAACAGGAGUGAUGGGUCUUUUCUUUAAAAUGGAAAAGUUUGUGCUGUGAAGUUAUUUGUGUUCCCUUGAGGCCUAGGUGAUACAAGGAAUACCGGCAAUUUCACCAGUAGUUGCACCAAGAUGAACAAAACACCUUACGCAAAUGCAUUUCCUUUUGAAGUCUUUAUUUUUCUUAAAAAGUCCAUCAAUAUCUGGAGUAUGGGGUGAGGGACUACUGAAUCUUGGAGCUGGCACAUGGGUGGAUUUCAUGUGACUGUUGUAAUAAAAAGGCAUCCCCACAGUGGUCAAUUACAGCCAUGAGCAAUAAAACCAGACAUACACCUGGGCAAUAUUUGGCCAUAGUAACAGCAACAACCGUAAUAAAAAAAUGCACCAAUGGGGAGAUAGAAAAAUCUUGGUCUUCUGAGGUGUGGAAAAGAUGUUUUACCGUCAAUUUAGUAACCAUUUCUUCAAAAAAAUAUAACAGAAUGGUAGAGAAAUUCUUUACAAUAAAAUAAAGACAUCCUAAAAGGGGGUCAAUUCAUCACCAUUUUAAAAAGAUAGUAAGCUGUGUAUAUUAGUGAAUGGCACGUAUGACGUAUAAACGUUUUAUUAGUUAAGAGAAGGGGGUGGGGUGG
This is a messenger RNA of Engraulis encrasicolus (European anchovy), 6824 nucleotides long. RefSeq names its product myb-like protein X. Lineage: Eukaryota; Metazoa; Chordata; Actinopteri; Clupeiformes; Engraulidae. The coding region runs from base 473 to 4786 and encodes 1437 amino acids. The record is from RefSeq and is a predicted model, not a curated record. The transcript has 8 exons.